AUGCGGUCGCUCCAUAUCACGAGCCCUUCUGCACUCCUCAUGCGAGCCCAGCUUUUUUCUGCAGAACUUACGACGGCGUGCAGGGCACUGUCGACUUCCACCAAGCCCGGUUUAUCCUCGCGUUCGCGACGUGGCCGGAUCUCCUCUGCUCCUUCCUCGGGCGUCCAGCUCCAUUUUCCUUCUCGCACCAUGUCGUCCACACCUAGACUGCACGGUUUGACCAUCGACAACAUCAACCCCCAUGUCAAGGCGGCCGAGUACGCUGUGCGCGGCGAGCUCGCCAUCAAGUCAGAAGAGUAUCGACAUAAGCUGAAGUAUGGCGACCCUCCGACCCCCCCCGAGGAACCCCUACCUUUCGACUCUGUCAUCUCUGCCAACAUUGGCAACCCUCAACAGCUCGAUCAGAAGCCUAUCACCUUCUUUCGUGAAGUCCUCGCCCUUGUUGAACAUCCAAAACUGUUGGAGAAUGAACAAGCUUUGAAGACGCACUUUGGGUACAAGCAAGAUGCGAUAGAUCGUGCUCGUUGGUUGCUAAAAGAGGUGGGCUCCGUGGGAGCCUAUUCGCAGUCUAUGGGAGCGCCAGGCAUACGGCAGUCGGUGGCCAAUUUUAUCGAACAUCGUGAUGGGUUCCCAGCGGACAAGGGUGACAUCUACCUUACUGCUGGUGCCUCUUCAGGAGUCCACACCCUGCUACAUGUCCUCUGCGCCAAACCCACCACUGGUGUCAUGAUACCCAUUCCACAAUACCCCCUAUACUCUGCGACGCUAUCGCUCCUCGAUGCUCGCCCAGUCCCAUACUUGUUGGAUGAGCAGCACGGCUGGGACACGAACAUGACUGUCAUCAAGGAGGCUUAUGACAAGGCAGUCAGUGAAGGCACAGAUGUUCGUGCUAUAGUUGUUAUCAACCCUGGCAAUCCGACUGGUGCAUCACUAUCUGAGUGGGACGUUGAAGAUGUCGUCAAGUUUGCUGCAGAGAAGAAUCUGGUCAUAUUUGCAGACGAAGUCUACCAGACGAAUGUCUUUAUCGGAAAAUUCCACUCUUUCAAGCGUGCCUUGCGGAUACUGCAGCAGAAGGAACCCGGCGCCUAUGAUCAUGUCGAGCUUGCUUCAUUAAAUUCGGUUUCAAAGGGUAUGGUAGGCGAAUGCGGACAUCGUGCUGGCUAUUUUGAGCUUGUUGGCUGGGAUCCAGAAGUGCAGGCGCAGAUCUACAAACUUGUCAGCAUCAUGCUUUGCCCGCCUGUCAUAGGGCAGUGUCUCCUGGAAAUGGUGGUGAACCCGCCCAAGAAAGGCGACCCCAGCUAUCACCAAUACCAUGAGGAAUACCAUGCCAUCAAGCAUGGUCUGCAGCAAAGAGCUACUGCAUUGUAUGAUGCUUUUGAACGGAUGGAAGGUGUUGAAGUCGGUGAGCCUCAGGGCUCAAUGUAUCUCUUCCCUACGCUUCGUCUCCCGGAGAAGGCAAUUGAAGCUGCGAAAGAAGCCGGCAAGAACCCAGACGACUUCUACUGCCUUCGUUUACUCGAUGCAACAGGUAUCUGCGUCGUACCUGGAUCUGGGUUUGGUCAAAAGCCUGGUACACUACAUCUGCGGACGACCUUCUUGGCUCCCGGUACAGAAUGGGUGAACCGGUGGACGAAAUUCCACCACGAGUUUAUGGAUAAAUAUAGAUAA
Exophiala xenobiotica is the source of this 1668-nucleotide messenger RNA. RefSeq lists its product as uncharacterized. Bases 1 to 1668 code for a protein of 555 amino acids. NCBI's taxonomy places the organism in Eukaryota, Fungi, Ascomycota, Eurotiomycetes, Chaetothyriales, Herpotrichiellaceae. The record is from RefSeq and is a predicted model, not a curated record. Gene Ontology annotation, molecular function: pyridoxal phosphate binding; L-alanine:2-oxoglutarate transaminase activity. Gene Ontology annotation, biological process: biosynthetic process. The transcript is spliced from 3 exons.